This is a messenger RNA of Syngnathoides biaculeatus (alligator pipefish), 2160 nucleotides long. Its product is annotated as inactive pancreatic lipase-related protein 1-like. Gene Ontology annotation, biological process: lipid metabolic process. The transcript has 14 exons. The record is from RefSeq and is a predicted model, not a curated record. Gene Ontology annotation, molecular function: protein binding; triacylglycerol lipase activity. Bases 16 to 1425 code for a protein of 469 amino acids. NCBI's taxonomy places the organism in Eukaryota, Metazoa, Chordata, Actinopteri, Syngnathiformes, Syngnathidae.
CUGCCUGACACUAAGAUGUCACCAAUAUGGGCUUUAGUUCUGCUCUCCUUACUUCCUGGUACAUCUUAUGCUGCUGAGAUCUGUUUUGGUGAGCUUGGUUGCUUUAAUGACCUGCCACCAUGGGGGGGAACUGCCCAGCGACCGCUGCCGGUCCUACCGUGGGCCCCUGAGAAAUUAGCCACCCGCUUCCUUCUUUUCACCCAGAGAAACAGUUACUACCAGGAGAUCAAGACAGACUCAACCAUUAAGGCAUCAAACUACGGUGCCAUGAGAAAAACUCGUUUCAUCAUUCAUGGUUAUCUGAAAAAAGAUGAUGAAGACUGGCCACAAGAGAUGUGCAGGGUUAUGCUGAGAUGGGAGAAUGUGAACUGCAUCGCUGUUGAGUGGAAAAAUGGUGUGAGGACUCAAUAUGCCCAGGCAGCCAAUAAUGGUAGAGUGCUGGCUGCACAGGUGGCAGCCAUGAUGAUGUUUCUCAUGGAUAACUACAAGCAGAUGGCAAAUAAGUUUCAUAUUAUUGGUCAUAGCCUUGGCGCUCAUGUUGCUGGAGAAAUUGGAAGCAAGAUCAGUGGUCUUGCACGCAUCACAGGACUUGACCCAACUGAGCCGUACUUCCAUGACACAAAUGUAGCAGUACACUUGGACAAAACUGAUGCCAAUUUUGUUGAUAUCAUUCACACUGAUGGACAUCCUUUCUACUCCAAACUUGGUCUUGGGAUGUUCCAGCCCAUUGGCCACAUUGACUUUUACCCCAAUGGAGGAGAACUAAUGCCUGGUUGCAAAGCAAACAAAGGCAGUUCAACAAACCUGGAUGCUAUUUGGGAGGGUACGAAAAAAUUUGAUCCCUGCAAUCAUGUCCGAGCUUACCAGUACUACCAGGAGAGUAUGGUUAAACCUCAAGGCUUUGUAGGAUUUCCUUGCUCCAAUGGGACCAGGUUCACUGCUGGAAAAUGUUUCCCGUGCGCUGAUGAUAAAUGUCCUCUGAUGGGUCUCUAUGCCGACAGGUUCCCUAUGACCAAUAUUACCUCACAGCCAAAGUACUUCCUGAGCACAGGCAGUUCUGAACCCUUUGGACUUUACAGCUGCAGUGUAAAGGUAAGCUUGGAUGGCCCAAGCUGGUCUAACCCAGGCUUCAUGUUUGUGGCUCUAGCUGGAGAAAAGGACUCAACAAAAGAAUACCAACUUCAUGUUGGCAUAAUGAAACCAGGAAAGACCUAUGAAGUCCACAUAAACGCUGAAAUUGAUGUUAGCAAGGUAACGCAAGUCAAAUUUCGGUGGAACAACCACAUUAUCAAUCCCUUGAAACCUAAGUACGGCGCAUCUAAAGUGGAGCUGCUGAGGGGAAAGGACAAGGAGGUCACUCACUUCUGUGGAACAGAAAAUGUUGCAGAAAAUGUGAUUCAGUCCGUGCUUCCUUGCCAAGCUUAACCAUCCACAAUAACCGUAAUAUCACAUUUGCUAUCAGUGUGCCAACAUUCCAACGCUUGCUGACGGCUGACUGCACACUUCUGCCGGAUGUGAGCAUGCCAACAACCUGCUGAAAAGGACUGAAGUGGGAGGAGCAUAUCCAUGCGCCGCAAUUGACUGUGGGCAGAGGCGGUUGCCAGCCAACCAUAGGCCACAUAUAAUAAACACACCACCAUACAAACUCACAUUCACACCUACGAGCAAUUUACAGUCUUCAGUAAAACCUAUCACACAUGUUUUGGGGAUGUGGAAGGAAACUGGAGUACCCUGAGAAAACCCACAAUCGCACAGGGAGAACAUGCAAACUCCACACAGGUGAAGGUGUAUUGGAACCUGCAUCCUCAGAAAACUGUGAGGUGGAUGUGCUAAGCAGUCUCUCACUGUUCCACCAUAUUUACAUUCCGGCAUUUUGAGUGUAGUUAGAUCAAUUUGAGUCAUUGAGUCAUUUUCAAAAGUAGCUCUUGAGGCAAAAAAGUGUGGCCAAUCAAAUUUAAGCUCAAUUACAUGUCACAUGAUGAAAAAUUUGACCACUUCAUACUAACUAGAAUAACUUGAAUAUUCCAAGUAAAAUGAUCAUGCAAACCCUGUAAAAGAGGAUACACCUUUGUGUAUUGAACCCUGCCUUGGUGACACCUUGCCUCUUUGCCUUGUAAUUCUGACACUGCUGCUGGUUUGGGCUGCCUGCCUGUAUAUUGA